Molecule: messenger RNA, 2521 nt
Organism: Physeter macrocephalus (sperm whale)
Lineage: Eukaryota; Metazoa; Chordata; Mammalia; Artiodactyla; Physeteridae
Gene: MARK2
Product: microtubule affinity regulating kinase 2
Exons: 3
Coding region: 1-567 (188 amino acids)
Source: RefSeq, a predicted model, not a curated record
AUGUCCAGCGCCCGGACCCCCCUACCCACGCUGAACGAGAGGGACACCGAGCAGGCAAGUGGCCUUUGGGCUUGGGUCCCGCCCACCCACCGGCGGCACCUCCCCGGACCCGCCCUCACAGAGGUCCCAGCACUAAACUCUGCCUCGCUCUGUUUUUCGAGGAACCUGAAUGAACCUGAAAGCAAAGACCGAGUGGAGACGCUCAGACCUCACGUGGUGGGCAGCGGCGGCAGUGACAAGGAAAAGGAGGAGUUUCGGGAGGCCAAGCCCCGCUCACUACGCUUCACGUGGAGCAUGAAGACCACGAGCUCCAUGGAGCCCAACGAGAUGAUGCGGGAGAUCCGCAAGGUGCUGGACGCAAACAGCUGCCAGAGCGAGCUGCACGAGAAGUACAUGCUGUUGUGCAUGCACGGCACGCCAGGCCACGAGAACUUCGUGCAGUGGGAGAUGGAGGUGUGCAAACUGCCGCGGCUGUCUCUCAACGGUGUUCGAUUUAAGCGGAUAUCGGGCACCUCCAUGGCCUUCAAAAACAUUGCCUCCAAAAUAGCCAACGAGCUUAAGCUUUAACAGGCUGCCAGGAGUGGGGGGCGACGGAGGCGGCCAGCUGGACUUAGCUGCUGGGGCCGGCGCUCCGCCUGCCCGGGCGAGACUGCAGAGAUGGAUUGGUGUGUCUCCCCUGCUGGCACUUCUCCCCUCCCCGCCCUUCUCAGUUUUUUCUUCCAUGUUUGUGGGGGUUGGGAGAUGGUUCUCUCCCCCCCACAUUUGCCCCUGCCCAGAUAUUCCCCCUUCCCCCCUCUCUCCCACAGGAGGCAAAGGAAGGGGAGGGAGGGGUGGGGGCCAGGGCUCCCCCUCGGUACUGCGGUUGCACAGAGUAUUUCGCCUAAACCAAGAAAUUUUUUAUUACCAAAAAGAAAAAAGAAAAAAAAAAAAUCCCAGCGGCCACCUUUCCUCCCUGCCCCAUUGGGACAGUCGAGACUGGAUCUGUGGGGUUUCCCGGGAGGGUGGCUCAGGGCUGGAACACUCUCAGGCAAGAGUGGUGGAGUUCCCUGUCAGGCCCUCCGCCAGGCCCACUUUGGGCUUCUCCCCUCUCCUCUCCUCCUUCCCCUCCAAGCAAACCACCAGAGGUGGCCUUCCCCUGACCUCAGGCCCCUGGGCUGGAGGCCUGGGCGGCUGGGGGCUGGGGGCAGGGGUGCCGCACAGCCCUGAAGCGGUGGGACUGGCGGCUGCUCUGGGGCUGGCAGGCUAGGCGCGGGGCUCGGCCUCCCUCCACACUGUAUCCUCUGCUCCUCCUUCCCCAGAGGCUGGGCAUUUCCUUCCACAAGCUGCUGUGGGGACUUUUGUUCCCCCUCCUCAAAAAGUCUGUGCCAUCUUCUCCCACCCCCUCCUGGGUAGAAGGCGGGGCUGACCCCAGGGCUGGGAGAGGGGAGGGGACCGCAGGGCAGAUGGGCUCCUCGGCCCCCAGGGGGCCGCCUGGGCUGCUAGUCUCCGGAACAGGGACGCUGGGCAUUCUCCGUUCUGGGAGAGCCUUUGUCUGAAAGCACAGCCCCCCUCGCCGUCCCUCUCCCCACUGCUCCCCUUCAUUGGCAUUAAUCUGGGCACCAGCUAGUUCCAUAGCAGUGACUUCCUCACCACUCAUCUCGGCCUUGCCUUUUCUUCCUCACAGUCGCCCCUCCUCUCAGGAGACACUGCCUGGGGCCCCCGGGGCCGGCCGCCUGGCGGGAGGCUGGACAGGGCAGCAGGGCCGGGAGCCUCUGCCCUCCACAGGGUGGGGGGACAGAUAGGCCAAGUGACUCCCAGCUUGCUAACCUCUGCAGCCAGCGUGGGAGUGGCUGGUUAUGGGCGCUUGGCUGGUGGCAGCCGCUGCAUCCCUUAAUUUAUUUCUCUGCUGUUUCUGUUCUUGAGAAAUUGGGGGAGGGGGUCCUGAACAGAGGCUGCCUCUACCCUCACCUGAGUUGUACAUUUUUUGUGAUGGGUUUUAUUUUUUAUUUUAUUAUUUUAUUUUAUUUUUUUUUUUUUUUGAUUUAUGAUGACUCCACCCCUACUCAUCACCCUACUCCCAGUUAAGUCGAGCCCUUGGUUCCCAGGAAGGGGCCUCGCCAACCUCAGCCCUCCUGCCCCAAGCCCUGAAUGCGGGCUCCGGCUCCCACCAAGGGCUCCCCCUCCCUUCUUCCCUCCCGCCUCCUGCCCUAUGGAACAGCCCGGGUGCUCCGAGGGGCCGGGAGGGCAAGGCUUGGCUCCCAAAGGGGGUGCUGGCGGGGGGCUCCCAGGCAAGGUGGCCCCUCCCCACCCAGCCCCCCUUCCUGCACUUAGUUUCUCCUCUGGAUCAAACACGUAAUAAAGAGAAUGUUUGGAAUCUGAGCUGCCUCCUCCUGUUUCUUCCUACCGGGCAGGGACCCAGUCCCCAUGGGCAAGAUGUGGCCCAGCCUGCCUGACUCGCAGGGGAGAACUGAUUCCUGCCUGGGGCCUGGGGAAAGGCCGGUGCUGGGCGGGAUCCCUCCCUCCCCACCCUCAUGGCACAGAC